GCAGAGUGCGGAGCUCGUCGCUGGUAAACACAGCGGCGCGGCUGUGGGGCCCGGGUCUGACAAAGGGGCGGCGGGACCGGGCCGCGCCGAUGCGUGGCGGCCGAGUGGCUCAGACCCGGCGGCGCUGAGGGGCGGGAGGGAGGCGCCCAUGGCGGAGGCAGGGAGCGGCGCGGGGGCGCCGGACAUCGACCCCGACUUCGAGCCGCAGAGCCGGCCGCGUUCCUGUACUUGGCCGCUGCCGCGGCCCGAGGCGGAGGCGGGCGGCGCGGCGGGCCCGGGCGAGGAGACCGCGGGCGGCGCGGCGGCGGCGGGGCCCGGGCGGGCCGAGGGGGCGCGGGCGGCGGCGAGGAAGGGCGGCUCCCGGCGUAACGCCUGGGGCAACCAGUCCUAUGCCGAGCUGAUCAGCCAGGCCAUCGAGAGCGCCCCCGAGAAGCGGCUCACGCUGGCGCAGAUCUACGAGUGGAUGGUCCGCUCCGUCCCCUACUUCAAGGACAAGGGCGACAGCAACAGCUCCGCCGGCUGGAAGAACUCUAUUAGACAUAACCUGUCCCUGCACAGCAAGUUCAUUAAAGUCCAUAAUGAAGCCACAGGGAAGAGCUCGUGGUGGAUGCUCAAUCCUGAGGGUGGUAAAAGUGGAAAAGCACCAAGAAGAAGAGCUGCCUCCAUGGACAACAGCAGCAAACUUGCAAAAGUCAGAGGUAAAGCAUCGAAAAAGAAGCCUUCCCUCCAGUCUGCUCCAGAAUCCACUGCUGACAGUCCUGGCUCCCAAUUCCCUAAGUGGCCUGGGAGCCCGUCCUCGAGAAGCAAUGAGGACUCUGAUGUGUGGAACACCUUCCGGCCUCGAACCAGUUCAAAUGCAAGCACCAUUAGUGCCAGGCUUUCUCCUAUCCUGACAGAGCAGGACGACCUCCAUGAUGAAGAGCUACUUCCUUCUCUAGUGUAUUCCAGUGCAUCCAGUAAUGUUCCACCAACCGUGACUGAGGAGCUUGAGCUCAUUGAUGGGUUAAAUUUGAUGUCUCCCAGCUCAUCUGUGUUACCAACCCAGCAAUCUGCCUCGAGUGGUCAGAUCCAGAGAGAUUCCAGCUUUUCCUUGCGGAGCCCAAAUGCAGCUGGUCAGACCAGUACUUUUGGCAAUUCCCUGUUUAACCCUGUUGAUAUCUCGCUGCAAAGUUCUGUCAGCCAUUUCUCUGCCCCUCAGACCUUGGAGGCUCUUCUGACACCCAGCUCUCCGCCUCCAAGGGAUGUUAUGAUGACUCAGGUGGAUCCAGUUCUCCCGCAGACUGGUAACAGGAUGAACAGCCGAACUCUUCUCCUUCUAGGUGGACGAGCCACCCAGAGUAAGAUGAGCUCGGGCAAUUCACGAGGAAAGCCUACAGAGCAGCAGGCAGAACCAGUUGGUGCCAGUGUUUUGCCAUCAACACUUCCCGGAGUAACAUCUCCUCAAAACCCUGCUGGCAUCACCAGUUUGAAAGCUCCAGUUUCUGCAACAACUGCCCAGUCAAUCCAGCUGGGCAGUCCAUUGCUUCUUUCUUCUGCUAGCCCUGCUCCCUUGGGAUUGAACCAGGACAGGCUGCCGACUGACCUGGACAUUGACAUGUACAUGGAGAACCUUGAAUGUGAUAUGGAUUACAUAAUCAACAGUGAACUCAUGGAUGGAGAAGGACUGGACUUUAAUUUUGAACCCAUUCUGUCUACUCCUAGCUAUCCCAGCACCUCGCAGGCCUCCAACCAUACCUGGGUACCAAGUUAACUUCGGGAGCACAAAAAGUGUCCUUCAGGUUUUGAACAUCGGGUUCUGACUUCACUUCCCACCCCUGGCAGAGAAAAGAAUGGAGCACGUUGGAUUCGGUUUCCUUGCGCACCACGCCUUGGGCAGAAGGGGCUGCCCACCUGAGGAAGAAGGGGCAACCUGCAUCUGGCUGCAGCAGGAAGAGUUUAAAAAUAAUAAUUCUGUUAUGUGCCACGGCUCUUCCUACAAACCUGACCCUGCCUUGGACCAUCUGGAGAAACCCUGGGCUGUACAUGUCCAAAGAGGAGCCCUGGUAAAAACCUUGGCCAGAAGACUCUGUGCUGGGCAAUAGUGUUUUCCCAUGUGAAGAGUUGGGUUUGCUGGAGGAAUCCCUCAAUGGCUGUCUUCUCUCUGCUGUGGCAGAAAGUCUCCCAGUGCCUCGAACUGGCAGAGGGCUGGCUCUGCCCUCACUUGGCUUGUCCUCUGGGGCAAAGUAGUUGGACAUUUUCAUUAAGUCACCAGAUGUGCACUUGGUAGCCCUCAGACUCACAGAGGAAUUAGGAGUUUGUUGGUGGAAGCCCUGUGGGAAAAGGGAUGCG
Cuculus canorus (common cuckoo) is the source of this 2328-nucleotide messenger RNA. It is a transcript of the gene FOXO4, whose product is annotated as forkhead box O4. Gene Ontology annotation, molecular function: RNA polymerase II cis-regulatory region sequence-specific DNA binding; DNA-binding transcription factor activity, RNA polymerase II-specific. Bases 149 to 1750 code for a protein of 533 amino acids. The transcript has 3 exons. Lineage: Eukaryota; Metazoa; Chordata; Aves; Cuculiformes; Cuculidae. Gene Ontology annotation, cellular component: nucleus. Gene Ontology annotation, biological process: regulation of transcription by RNA polymerase II. The record is from RefSeq and is a predicted model, not a curated record.